Molecule: messenger RNA, 1363 nt
Organism: Mytilus californianus (California mussel)
Lineage: Eukaryota; Metazoa; Mollusca; Bivalvia; Mytilida; Mytilidae
Product: voltage-gated hydrogen channel 1-like
Exons: 6
Coding region: 102-680 (192 amino acids)
Biological process (GO): proton transmembrane transport
Cellular component (GO): plasma membrane
Molecular function (GO): voltage-gated proton channel activity
Source: RefSeq, a predicted model, not a curated record
UUAAAUUUGUCCUCAAAUAAAUCACCCUUAUCAAUGUUAAAUUAUACAUAUGAUGUAGUCAUAAAUAUUUCUUCCCCAUAACAAAGACAAAUGUUGUUAAGAUGGAAUACAGUGAAGAAAUUUCUCAUAAAAGCUGGAAAGACAAGCUUGGUUCAAUUCUUCACAACAAACUGUUCCAUGCUUUUGUGGUUAUUUUGAUAGUAUUAGAUGCUAUCAUAGUACUGAUGUUGUUACUUGUUGAUUUGGAUGUUAUACCAGUAUCAGGAGAAACUGAAGAAGCCAAAGCCAAAAACCAUAAAAACGUGGAAAAUGGACUUCAUUACUUUGGUUUUUCCAUUAUCUGUCUCUUCGUAAUAGAGAUUGUACUAAGAAUCAUUGUUGACGGAGUGGAAUUUUUCAAAGAUAAACUAAACGUGUUUGAUGCUGUGAUAGUAUUACUGUCAUUUGUAUUAGAUCUAGCCCUAACGUUUGCACCAGUCAGUAGAGCUGUUAGAGAUGUAGUCAUCCUGAUGAUCCUUCUACGACUAUGGAGAUUUUUUAAAUUGAUAUGUGCCGUUAAUAUCUGUGUACGGAAGGACAUGAAAGAAGAAUUGGAGAAAGAAAGAAAAGCGAGAAUGAAAGCAGAGGAGGAACGGGACCAUUAUAAAGAAAUCUUACAAAAGAUACAAAACGAUUCAUAACGCAUAGCCCAGAUCAUUAUUUCAAUAUUUUUAUCAAUUCAUCCUUUUAUCAUUUUUAUUCGAUCAAAAGAAUGCACUCUGGUCAGGCUUCCAUUAUUUACAUAAGAUUAUGUCAUUGACCUUUACCAGUUUACAUCGAUUUGCUAGGCGGGCAGCCCAACUGGUCACUGUGGCCUUGAAUCCAGCUGUCGUGAAAGUACCGUCAGCAAAUAAAGUAAUAAACUACACAAAAUCAACGUCCUAGGUAAAUGUCAACUGCAUAUUUAUCACAACAUCGUAGCAAGCCAUCGACAACUGAAAGUAAUGCAGAGUAAACACUGAGCAAAUUGUCAACAAUUUAAAAAAUCAUCUGUCCGACUGAAGGAUAGAUAAACACAAAAGUUAUGUUGGUGGACAGUUCAAAUAGGAAAAAUAACUCAAAUUGUAUAAUAUUGAUGUAAAGCAGUUUUAGAACGUGGGCAUUAGAUAAAUUAGAUAAAUGGAGAAUUGUUAACCGUCUUCUUGUAUAAAAAGUAAAUUAACCUCUACCAUGUCGGAUACCACGAAUACGUUUUCACUCAGACUGCAUAUAUUUAAUACAUUUGCACUGUUUAAAACUGAUAGAAUUGUCAGUAUAUGUAAAAUGUGUUAUUUUUCUGUAUAAUUCAUAUAUGUCAUCAGAAAAAAAACUGUUUACAAUGUAA